Molecule: messenger RNA, 922 nt
Organism: Olea europaea var. sylvestris
Lineage: Eukaryota; Viridiplantae; Streptophyta; Magnoliopsida; Lamiales; Oleaceae
Product: ethylene-responsive transcription factor ERF008-like
Exons: 1
Coding region: 275-700 (141 amino acids)
Biological process (GO): regulation of DNA-templated transcription
Molecular function (GO): DNA-binding transcription factor activity; DNA binding
Source: RefSeq, a predicted model, not a curated record
UUGGGCGUGGCGGCCGUUCCCGGACGACACACUAGCAGCCAAGUAAGACAACUCUUAUUGCGUGCUGCCAAUGCACACCAAACCCCACCCCACCCCCUCUCUCUAUCUCUACCUCCACCUCCAUAUAUAAGCCACAAUCUCAGAAAACCCACCUGUUUCUAGGACACUUAACAGAUGUUCAAAGAGAGAGAUCCCUCACAAAUUUCAGGGUUUUUGUUUUAGGGUUCUAAUAUUUGUUAAGUGUAUUAGAAUUAACGAAUAAAUAGGUGUUUAUAUGAAAAUGGAAGAAGGGUCUUUCUGCACGGAGAAAAGAAAGCAAAGACAGUCCCAAAAAGACAAACCCUACAGAGGAAUCCGCAUGAGGAAGUGGGGAAAGUGGGUUGCAGAAAUAAGAGAGCCCAACAAAAGGUCAAGAAUUUGGCUUGGUUCUUAUUCUUCGCCGAUCGCCGCCGCCCGAGCCUACGACACGGCGGUGUUCUACCUGAGAGGCCCUUCUGCUCGGCUUAACUUCCCUGAAUGUAUAGCCGAAGGUGAAGUAUGUCAUGAAUUGUCGGCUGCGGAUAUAAGAAAAAAAGCCACCGAGGUUGGUGCUAGAGUGGAUGCGUUGCAGAAUACACUCCAUGCACCGACUGAAUCAACCACCUCAAUUCGGGUUGACUUGAAUCAGUACCCGAGUCCGGAGACUUCUGAUGAUAAUUAAAUUUAUGGGUCUUUCUUUUUUGUUAAAGAUUACCUUUUUCUUUUGGGAUGAAAAGCUGCAGUUGCACUUGCAAGUGAUAGGAGACUGUAUAGGGUUUUGUUUUGUUAUGAAUAUAGAGGUAUAAUCCAAAGGGAUUAGUACGUUUGUUGGGGAUUUACAAGCCAAAAUUUAUUAUUUACUAUUUUCCAUGUUAAUUUAACGUUCUUAAUUAUUUUUCUUUUA